AUGGUGGGGAGGGAAAGUGGGAUUAAAGAAGAGGAAGAAGAAGCCAUGGUUGAAGUUAAGUUACAGUUGCAGGGGAGAGAGUUAAAAAUGGAUUCUUGGGAGGAAAUCACCGUAAAGAUUGCUGAAGAAGCAGCAGAAGGCGUCAAUGACCAGAAUGACCAAAAUGACCCAAUUGAAGCAGAAGGUGUCAAUGAAAACAGUGACCAAAAUGACCAAAAUGACCCUAAUGAAGAGCCAAUAGCUGUUUCUGUGCAUAGGGAGAGACCCACUGUUUCAAAGAACACUGGAGGAUGGAAACUUGCAACUCUAUUAUUAGUUAACCAAGCGCUCGCAACCCUAGCUUUCUUUGGAGUUUCAGUGAACUUAGUGUUGUUCUUAACGAGAGUGCUUGAUCAAGAGAGCGCCACCGCAGCUAACGGCGUUAGCAAAUGGACUGGCACUGUCUACCUCUGCUCCCUCAUUGGGGCAUUUCUUAGCGACUCCUAUUGGGGCCGAUAUGUGACUUGUGCCAUCUUUCAACUCAUUUUCGUACUGGGUUUGGGGCUACUAUCCCUAACCACGAACCUAUUCCUCCUAAACCCGCCGGGGUGUGGCAACGACGUACUAGACUGUGUGCCAUCAUCCAUCAAAGGUGUGACAAUCUUCUACCUCUCCAUCUACCUCAUCGCCUUGGGCUAUGGCGGCCACCAGCCGACGCUCGCCACCUUCGGCGCCGACCAGUUCGACGAAUCCAACAAGAAAGAGGUCAACGCGAAGCCGACCUUCUUCUCCUAUUUCUACUUCGCUCUCAAUUUCGGCUCUCUGUUCUCCAAUACCAUUCUCGUCUACUUUGAGGACUCCGGCCACUGGACGCUAGGGUUUUUGGUGUCCCUUGGCUCGGCGGUGCUGGCGCUGGUUUUGUACUUGCUUGGAACAAAACGGUAUCGGUAUGUGAAAGCGUGUGGGAACCCUCUGUCCCGCGUCGCGCAGGUGUUUAUGGCGGCGGCUAAGAAGUGGAAAGUGCCGCCGGCGAGUGGAGAUGGGCUGUUUGAGGUCGAUGGCCCUGUUUCUGCCAUUAAAGGUAGCCGGAAGAUUCUUCAUAGCAAUGGCUGCAGGUUUUUGGACAAGGCGGCGACGGUUACAGAGGACGACACAAGGGAAUUGAAGAAUCCAUGGAGUUUAUGCACAGUAACGCAGGUCGAAGAAGCCAAAUGCCUAAUCAGAAUGCUCCCGAUUUGGUUCUGCACCAUCAUGUACUCCGUCGUCUUCGCUCAAAUGGCCUCUCUGUUUGUCGAACAGGGCGACGUAAUGAACUCCACUGUCGCCAACGGAUUCCGCAUUCCGGCCGCAAGCAUGUCCGCCUUCGACAUCUGCAGCGUCCUCAUCAGCACCGGCCUAUACCGCCAUGUCCUAAUUCCUCUCGCCGGCCGUUUCACCGGAAAACCUAAGGGACUGACAGAGCUUCAAAGAAUGGGGAUCGGCCUCGUAAUCGCAAUGCUCGCGAUGAUCGCCGCCGCCGUAACCGAGACCAAGAGGCUGAAGUACGUAAUUCCAGGAGAGAAACAGAGUUCUCUGAGUAUCUUCUGGCAGGUUCCUCAGUACGUUCUUGUAGGUUGCUCUGAGGUUUUCAUGUAUGUCGGCCAAUUGGAGUUCUUCAACGCGCAAUCGCCUGACGGAAUCAAGAGUUUAGCGAGUUCAUUGUGUAUGGCGUCGAUUUCGCUCGGAAAUUACGGCAGUAUCUUGCUGGUGAACGCGGUGAUGGCGAUUACAACGAAAGGGGAAGACCCUGGGUGGAUUCCCGAUGACUUAAAUUCCGGCCAUUUGGACAGAUUUUACUUCCUAAUCGCGGCUUUAACGGCGAUUGAUCUUCUGAUGUAUUUGUACAAGGCGAAUUCGUACAAAGCUAUUCAGAUCGACGGCGCUCCGGCUAAGGAGCGCGGCGGAGGGAAGGAGCCGGAGGAAGAAGAUGAGAUUGUUGGUAGAGUAUAAUUAGUUAGUGGAAGAAGUAAUUUGAUUAAUUAAUUAUUUUAAUUAUUGUGAUAAUUUGUCGAUUUAAUAAAUAUACUGUAAGUAACACAGCUGUAGCAUAAUUUAUGUAAAUUGUAAAAAUAAUAUCUUACAAAAUUUUGUA
Molecule: messenger RNA, 2110 nt
Organism: Cucurbita moschata (crookneck pumpkin)
Lineage: Eukaryota; Viridiplantae; Streptophyta; Magnoliopsida; Cucurbitales; Cucurbitaceae
Product: protein NRT1/ PTR FAMILY 7.1-like
Exons: 6
Coding region: 1-1968 (655 amino acids)
Biological process (GO): transmembrane transport
Cellular component (GO): membrane
Molecular function (GO): transmembrane transporter activity
Source: RefSeq, a predicted model, not a curated record